Messenger RNA from Striga asiatica, 756 nucleotides. The record is from the annotation of a GenBank genome assembly. NCBI's taxonomy places the organism in Eukaryota, Viridiplantae, Streptophyta, Magnoliopsida, Lamiales, Orobanchaceae.
AUGGAAAGCCCAAUUCCUCUUGAACUUACCGAAAUAGCUUUCUGGCGGCUCCUGAUAAUGAAUCUCGAGCUCCUCCCCAAUCUCAUCGGCGCUGCCGCCGCUGCUCAGCCUCAUCUUCAGCUGCCUCAGCCGCUCGGUGGCGAGGCCAAGGGUCAGCUUGUGGCACCGCCGCUGGUAUUUGAAGCCGUUGAUGCACCGCAGAGUUUGGGCCACCGACACGUAGAAAAUGAGGUGGGCCAGCGAGAGCAGCCCAAUAGGCACCCAGCAGUGGCGGCAUUGCAGCCGUGGAGACUGGGCCUGGGCCAAGAAAACCAGGCUCAAGAAGAUGAAGAAGAGAUGGAAGAGCUUCCACAGCUCCUUUUUCUGGAGGGCUUGGAGGGCCGUCUCUUUAGUAAUCAUACCGUGGUGGUGGUGAUGGUGGUGGGUGGCAGUGACGGAGGUGGUUCCGUGAUGCUCAUACUCCGCCAUUGGAGUGAUUGUUCUCGAAUCCAUAUACUGAACACUCGGCCCCAAACUGCUCGGUCAGAAUUUUCCACAAGUGCUCGAAUCCAUACACUUGAACACAUCCCCAUUGCUCACGUUAAACGCCUCGUUAUUCGCAUAGGCAUCGACUGUUGCCCAAAUCUGGUGCUCGGCAAUCAAAUCUGCAUCGGAGCAAUUCGAAUACCCGUCUCAGGCGGCCUUAUAGCCAGAGAACCUCAUAACCUUACCCUCAUGCUUGCAAAUUGCCGCGUAAACACAAAGGGGCCAGACUAA